This is a messenger RNA of Phragmites australis (common reed), 1379 nucleotides long. RefSeq names its product polygalacturonase inhibitor-like. Lineage: Eukaryota; Viridiplantae; Streptophyta; Magnoliopsida; Poales; Poaceae. Gene Ontology annotation, molecular function: protein binding. The coding region runs from base 93 to 1109 and encodes 338 amino acids. The transcript has a single exon. The record is from RefSeq and is a predicted model, not a curated record.
GAACAAACAAAGGGCGGCAGCCUUUUGCAACUUACAAGCUGUGUAGAUAUAUAUGCAGCUGCGCACACACGACAAGGAACAAUCCUCACAAGAUGGGCGCGUCACACGGACACGCGGUCCUGCUCGUGGUCCUCCUCCUCGCCGCGGCAGCAGCAGGAGCUUCGAAGCAGCAAUGCCACGACGACGACAGGGCGGCGCUGCUCGCCGUCAAGUCGGCCUUCCGCAACGCCUCCUACUUCGUGUCCUGGACGCCCGACAUCCCGUGCUGCGAAUGGUUCGGCGUCAGCUGCGACGCCUCCGCCACGGGCCGCGUCGUCAGCCUGGCCAUCAUGCGCGACGCCAACGUCACCGGCCCCAUGCCCGGCGCAGCCAUCGCCCGCCUCACGCGCCUCCAGGAGCUGAUGCUGUUCCACGUGCCCGGCGUGUCCGGCACCAUCCCCCUCUCGCUCGCGCGCCUCUCAGGCCUCAGGGAUCUCACCAUCUCCCGGACCGGCGUGUCCGGCCCCGUGCCGCCGUUCCUGGGCAAGCUCACCGCGCUCAUGUCGCUGGACCUCUCCUUCAACGCGCUCACCGGCUCCAUCCCGGCGUCCCUGGCCGCGCUCCCGCGCCUGGCCAGCAUCAACCUCAGCCGCAACCGCCUCACCGGCGCCAUCCCGCCGCCGCUCCUCAGCAAGGCCGGUCCGGAGGCGUUCCUCACGCUGUCGCACAACAACCUGUCCGGGACCGUCCCGGCCGAGUUCGCCUCUGUGAACUUCGUGCAGAUCGACCUGUCGCGCAACGCCCUCACCGGCGACGCGUCGGUCCUGUUCGGCCGGGGGAAGCUGCUGCUGGGCACCGUCAACCUGUCGCGCAAUGCCUUCAGCUUCGACAUGUCCGAGCUGGAGUUGCCGGCGCGGUUUGACUCACUGGACGUGAGCCACAACGCGAUCUACGGCGGCAUCCCGGCGCAGGCAGGGAACCUGAGCCAGCUCAUGUUCUUCAACGUGAGCUACAACCGGCUGUGCGGCGAGGUUCCGGGGAGCAUGGCGAGGUUCGAUGUGUACAGCUUCCAGCACAACAAGUGCCUCUGCGGCGCUCCCCUUCCGGCCUGCCCGCCGAUCCACGGGUGAAUGAGCAUCAGCAAGAUUAUAUUCAUGUCCACACCCACAUCUACAUUGGAGGCCUAGCCUUACAUUUGACCACAAAUUAAUGAAAGGUAGCCUAUUCUCGGUUCUCUGAUAACUCAUGUCAGCUAUUCCAUACAGAAAUCAAAUUAGUGAAAGGUAGAUGCACUAAUGAAUAAAGAAAGGGCGCAUCUGGAAACUAUUUUGUGGCAUGUAAAGAAUUCUACAAAUAAAUAAUUUUGUUGUUCAUGGUGCAAUACCUGGUAGUGUUCUUUG